CUGGCCAAGGUUCGUUCCUUUGGUACAGAAGAUAGACCAACUGAUAGACCUAUUCCACCUCGCGAUGAAGUCUUUGAGUAUAUUAUAUUCCGUGGUAGUGAUAUUAAAGAUCUCACAGUCUGUGAGCCACCAAAGCCUCAGUGUUCUUUGCCACAGGAUCCUGCUAUUGUUCAGUCUUCACUAGGAUCUUCAACUACAUCUUCAUUCCAGUCCGUGGGAUCCUAUGGUCCUUUUGGUAGGAUGCCUGCAUACAGUCAGUUUAGUCCAAGCCCGUUAGUAGGGCAGCAGUUUGGUGCUGUUGGAGUUGGAGGUUCUUUAACAUCUUUUGGAACAGACUCUUCAGGCACUGCUAACUUGUCCCAGAGCACUGCAGUUGGUUCUGCAUUUACAACAGAUGCAAGGUCAUUAAAAUCACAGAUGUCUCAAGGUCGUUCAAGCCCUCAGAUCGAUCAUUUGAGAAGGAGCCCCACCAUGGAACAAGCAGUACAAACAGCUUCGGCCCAUUUGCCUACUCCAGCACCUGUCGGGAGAAGGAGUCCUGUACCAGCAAGACCUCUAGUGGCUGCUAGCCAAAAAGCGUUAGAGAAUCAGGAACACAGGCGAGCUGAAGCACACAAGGUUUCAAGAUCAGAAAAUGAACUCAGAAAUGAAAACAAACGGCAAAUUGUUCCAGGUGCACCUUCAGCACGGAGAGGUCGUGGAGGUCACCGAGGAGGCCGAGGAAGAUUUGGUAUUAGGAGGGAUGGUCCCAUGAAGUUUGAGAAAGACUUCGACUUCGAAAGUGCAAAUGCACAAUUCAACAAAGAGGAAAUUGAUAGAGAAUUUCAUAAUAAGCUUAAAUUAAAAGAAGAUAAACUUGAGAAACCAGAGAAGCCUGUGAAUGGAGAAGACAAAGGUGACUCAGGUGUUGACACCCAAAAUAGUGAAGGGAAUGCAGAUGAGGAAGAUCCUCUGGGACCCAACUGCUACUAUGACAAAACCAAAUCCUUCUUUGAUAACAUCUCCUGUGAUGACAAUAGAGAACGGAGACCAACCUGGGCUGAAGAGAGAAGAUUAAAUGCAGAGACCUUUGGAAUUCCACUGCGUCCCAAUCGUGGCCGUGGAGGCUUCCGAGGCAGAGGGGGGAUUGGCUUCCGAGGAGGAAGAGGGCGAGGAGGUGGAAGAGGUGGCUUCACUGCCCCCCGAGGAUUCCGUGGUGGCUUCAGAGGAGGUCGUGGAGGCAGGGAGUUUGCCGACUUUGAAUAUAGGAAAGACAACAAAGUUGCUGCAUAGUCUGCAAGAAACCUGAAACCGGGUGAACGCCUAGAUCUUCUUGAUCCAGAGAAUUAGUUUCAGUCUCUGCAAAGAAUGAAGUUAAUUUGCUGUAUACUUGUCACCAGCACUGGGAUUUAACUAUUUAAUUUCAAAGGGGUGUAAUGCAGUUACUUUUUGAAAAAUGGCCAUCUUUGAAAACAGUGAGCAUUAAAUAUAUUUGAGACAGAAGGAUAAGUAAUUUCUUAUGUAUAGUUAAUUAUAAAGCAGUACUUCGAUGGAGUUUAAGUAUUUUUUCAUCACUGAAAGGAUUUUUCUUAUUACUAAACUGUAUUUGAUAUUUGCUUCGAGUUGUAAGGACAAUUGUAUGCAGAAGGCCGUCGAUACUGUGAGUGCUUUGAUCCACUGAAGGUUGUUUUUUGGAAAUCCUGUAAUAUCCCUUUUGAGAUAGUUGUUCUUUAUCAACUAGGGUGCUGGACAGUAGAAAAUUUGCUUUGUCAGUGAAAUAUGUACACACAGUAAAUACUGUUUCUUAGGCAAAGGAAACUUUUUAUAUAGUUGUAAAAUUCCAUUAUAUCCCAUUGCCAAAGAAACAUUACAAACUUUGUAUAGCUGUAUAAAAAGCAACUAAUUUUUUAAAGAAUAAACAUUUUUAAGUCGGCAAACAUACUGUGUUAUUGCAAAAGUUGAUAUGCUGAAGAACACUGAAUUAGUUGGUUUUUUUUUUUCUUUUUUUUUUUCUUUAGCAGCUUUUCAGGCUUAAAUGUUUGAUUUUAUAUUUGGACUGUAAUGAAGAUUUGAAAAUGUUCUUCCAUUAUACAAAACUGGAUACAUUCUUCACUUCUCUUGCAAGAAAUUGAUUUUGUAGUUUCUGGCAUAUCACAGGAUUUGACCAAAUUAAGGAGAUAUUUUCGAAUAAGGGCAAAA
Messenger RNA from Tinamus guttatus (white-throated tinamou), 2178 nucleotides. RefSeq names its product LSM14A mRNA processing body assembly factor (gene LSM14A). The record is from RefSeq and is a predicted model, not a curated record. Gene Ontology annotation, biological process: P-body assembly; cytoplasmic stress granule assembly. Lineage: Eukaryota; Metazoa; Chordata; Aves; Tinamiformes; Tinamidae. Gene Ontology annotation, cellular component: P-body. Gene Ontology annotation, molecular function: mRNA binding.